AUGCUUCGAAGAGCACACCGGCCGGGAAUUCUCCUCAUUUGCGUAUUGAGCCUCAUUUCUGCACACGCUCCUCGACCGCGACGAUCGUUGGCCCCGUUUUCCGGUGCUGGUGGCUCACUUCGUACCGAGAUGAGCGUGACACGCGAUCACUGGCACUGUGGCAGCGAUGACGGACACAGCAAGGACUACACGUACAAGCAGGUCGAACAGAAUUGUCCUUCACUCGCUGCUUCUUUGAAUCAUUGUUGCGCCGUCCACGAUGACUGUUAUGGCCAACAAUUGGGACAGGAAGAAUGCGACAAACAAUUCUGCGAGUGCAAUCGGCUUGUCGCACGUCUGCCGACCGAGGAGAGCUUCAAAUGCCGCGGAAUGCUCAGCGACGCGUGUCUCGUGUUGCAGCUUCUUGGACAUUUGGCGUACGGUAACUCGAACUACACAGAUCCGACGAAGCCUUCAAAUGUCAUACCAGUGGUGCCGAAAACUGUUCCAGAGAUCAAACAUGAUUAUUUGAAGCUUUACGAGACGUGCCCAUUUGUUAACAUAACCCUCGCAUCGUGCUCGUACAACUUUGAUCUUUGCGCCGACGUUCACUCAGUGGAUUUUUGCGCCAAUGAUUUAUGCAAUUGUAUGCUGGACGCCGCUGAAAUGGAUCCGAUCCACAAGAAGCAAUGUAUGGUGGAUGUCACUCACACUUGUCGUAAAGCCCUAACCCAUUCUACCGAGAUUAUGACGCAAAGAAGCAACACUAAAUUUAAUAUGAUUUUGUUGACAAUUUUCCUGUUUGCCGCCGGUGCCACCGCUCUCAUUGGUUUCACCAUUUAUAAACGGAGUUUGAAGCCGGAGAAGAAGGAUGGCAAAUUGAUGCACAUCCAUUCGGUGGAAUCGUCGAAAUCGGUGAACCCGCUUCUUCUGAACACGGACUAA
Molecule: messenger RNA, 924 nt
Organism: Caenorhabditis bovis
Lineage: Eukaryota; Metazoa; Nematoda; Chromadorea; Rhabditida; Rhabditidae
Source: the annotation of a GenBank genome assembly